Messenger RNA from Trichomonas vaginalis G3, 2436 nucleotides. RefSeq lists its product as uncharacterized. The record is from RefSeq and is a predicted model, not a curated record. The transcript has a single exon. NCBI's taxonomy places the organism in Eukaryota, Parabasalia, Trichomonadida, Trichomonadidae. The coding region runs from base 1 to 2436 and encodes 811 amino acids.
AUGGGUUGCAGUGCAUCAAAGCCUAAUGACCCAGGUCAUUUACCAAGAGCCCUUAAAGCUCAGCCAAAAGUAAAGAAGCCUGAAGAAGCUAAGGCUGAAAAAAAGCCAGCUCAAGUUGCAUCAGUCGAAAAUGCUAAAGAAGAAACAAAAGAAAAGAAGGAAGAAAAGGCCGAAGAAGUAAAGAAGGAAGAAAAGAAGGAAGAGAAGAAGGAGAAGAAAGAUAAGGAAGAAUCUUCUUCAUCCUCAUCUUCUUCAUCUUCAUCAUCUAAGAAGAAAGGAAAGAAGGACGAAUCUACAAAGGCAGCUGAAGAUGAUGCUGCAAAGAAGGCAGCUGAAGAUGAUGCUGCAAAGAAGGCCGCUGAAGAAGCAGCAAAGAAGGCCGCUGAAGAAGCAGCAAAGAAGGCCGCUGAAGAAGCAGCGAAGAAGGCUGCUGAAGAGGAAGCCGCUCGCAAGGCCGCCGAAGAAGAGGCCGCACGUAAGGCUGCUGAGGAAGAAGCUGCCAGAAAGGCUGCUGAAGAGGAAGCUGCCAGAAAGGCUGCUGAAGAAGAGGCCGCUCGCAAGGCUGCCGAAGAAGAAGCUGCCAGAAAGGCCGCUGAAGAAGAGGCCGCUCGCAAGGCUGCCGAAGAAGAAGCUGCACGUAAGGCUGCUGAAGAGGAAGCCGCCAGAAAGGCUGCUGAGGAAGAAGCUGCCAGAAAGGCUGCUGAAGAGGAAGCCGCACGUAAGGCUGCUGAAGAAGAGGCCGCACGUAAGGCUGCUGAAGAGGAAGCUGCCAGAAAGGCUGCUGAAGAAGAGGCCGCUCGCAAGGCUGCUGAAGAAGAGGCCGCACGUAAGGCUGCUGAAGAGGAAGCCGCCAGAAAGGCUGCUGAAGAAGAGGCCGCACGUAAGGCUGCUGAGGAAGAAGCUGCCAGAAAGGCUGCUGAAGAGGAAGCUGCCAGAAAGGCUGCUGAAGAGGAAGCUGCCAGAAAGGCUGCUGAAGAAGAAGCUGCCAGAAAGGCCGCUGAAGAAGAGGCCGCUCGCAAGGCUGCCGAAGAAGAAGCUGCACGUAAGGCUGCUGAAGAGGAAGCCGCCAGAAAGGCUGCUGAGGAAGAAGCUGCCAGAAAGGCUGCUGAAGAGGAAGCCGCACGUAAGGCUGCUGAAGAAGAGGCCGCACGUAAGGCUGCUGAAGAAGAAGCCGCCAGAAAGGCUGCUGAAGAAGAGGCCGCACGUAAGGCUGCUGAAGAGGAAGCUGCCAGAAAGGCUGCUGAAGAAGAGGCCGCCAGAAAGGCUGCUGAAGAAGAGGCCGCACGUAAGGCUGCUGAAGAGGAAGCCGCCAGAAAGGCUGCUGAAGAAGAGGCCGCACGUAAGGCUGCUGAAGAGGAAGCUGCCAGAAAGGCUGCUGAAGAAGAGGCCGCCAGAAAGGCUGCUGAAGAGGAAGCCGCACGUAAGGCUGCUGAAGAGGAAGCCGCCAGAAAGGCUGCUGAAGAAGAGGCCGCACGUAAGGCUGCUGAGGAAGAAGCUGCCAGAAAGGCCGCUGAAGAAGAGGCCGCUCGCAAGGCCGCCGAAGAGGAAGCUGCCAGAAAGGCCGCUGAAGAAGAGGCCGCACGUAAGGCUGCCGAAGAAGAAGCUGCACGUAAGGCUGCUGAAGAGGAAGCCGCCAGAAAGGCUGCUGAGGAAGAAGCUGCCAGAAAGGCUGCUGAAGAGGAAGCCGCACGUAAGGCUGCUGAAGAAGAGGCCGCACGUAAGGCUGCUGAAGAAGAAGCCGCCAGAAAGGCUGCUGAAGAAGAGGCCGCACGUAAGGCUGCUGAAGAGGAAGCUGCCAGAAAGGCUGCUGAAGAAGAAGCUGCCAGAAAGGCUGCCGAAGAAGCUGCCAGAAAGGCUGCUGAAGAAGAGGCCACUCGCAAGGCUGCCGAAGAAGAAGCUGCCAGAAAGGCCGCUGAAGAAGAGGCCGCACGUAAGGCUGCCGAAGAAGAAGCUGCCAGAAAGGCUGCCGAAGAAGCUGCCAGAAAGGCUGCCGAAGAAGCUGCCAGAAAGGCUGCUGAAGAAGAGGCCGCUCGCAAGGCUGCCGAAGAAGAAGCUGCCAGAAAGGCCGCUGAAGAAGAGGCCGCACGUAAGGCUGCUGAAGAGGAAGCCGCCAGAAAGGCUGCUGAGGAAGAAGCUGCCAGAAAGGCCGCCGAAGAAGAGGCCGCACGUAAGGCUGCUGAAGAGGAAGCCGCCAGAAAGGCCGCUGAAGAAGAAGCAGCUAAGAAGGCCGCCGAAGAAGAGGCAGCGAAGAAGGCUGCUGAAGAGGAGGCUACAAAGAAGGCUGAAGAAGAAAAGAAGGAUGAUGACAAGGACGAAGACUCUAGCUCAUCCUCUUCUUCAUCCUCAUCUUCUAAGAAGGAUAAGAAGGACGACGAAAAGAAGGAAGAGGAAAAGAAGGAGGAAGAGAAGAAGGAAGAAACUCCAGCUGAAAACUAA